This is a messenger RNA of Propithecus coquereli (Coquerel's sifaka), 1708 nucleotides long. Its product is annotated as integral membrane protein DGCR2/IDD. Bases 1 to 1596 code for a protein of 531 amino acids. The record is from RefSeq and is a predicted model, not a curated record. The transcript is spliced from 10 exons. Lineage: Eukaryota; Metazoa; Chordata; Mammalia; Primates; Indriidae. Gene Ontology annotation, cellular component: membrane. Gene Ontology annotation, molecular function: protein binding.
AUGGAGAUGCACUCACACCUCACGGGCACUGAGCUGCGGUGCAACCCUGGGCAGUUUGCCUGUCGCAGCGGCACCAUCCAGUGCAUCCCUCUGCCCUGGCAGUGUGACGGCUGGGCGACUUGUGAGGAUGAGAGUGACGAAGCCGACUGUCCAGAAGUGACCGGAGAGGUGCAUCCUUACCAUGGGAAGGAGGCCGUGGAUCCGCGGCAGGGGCGGGCAAGAGGAGGUGACCCCACGCACUUCCACGCGGUGAACGUGGCGCAGCCGGUCCGCUUCAGCAGGAAGUGCCCGACAGGGUGGCACCACUACGAAGGCACGGCCAGCUGCUACAGGGUCUACCUGAGCGGGGAGAACUACUGGGACGCCGCGCAGACCUGCCAGCGCCUGAACGGCUCCCUCGCCACUUUCUCCACCGACCAGGAGCUGCGCUUUGUCCUGGCCCAGGAAUGGGACCAGCCCGAGCGGAGCUUCGGUUGGAAGGACCAGCGCAAGUUGUGGGUUGGCUAUCAGUAUGUCAUCACCGGCCGGAACCGCUCCUUGGAAGGUCGCUGGGAGGUAGCAUUCAAAGGCUCCUCGGAGGUGUUCCUGCCCCCAGACCCCAUCUUCGCCUCGGCCAUGUCUGAGAACGACAACGUGUUCUGCGCCCAGCUCCAGUGCUUCCACUUCCCCACCCUGCGGCACCACGACCUCCACAGCUGGCACGCCGAGAGCUGCUACGAGAAGUCUUCGUUUCUGUGUAAAAGAAGUCAAACAUGUGUCGACAUCAAAGACAAUGUGGUGGAUGAAGGAUUCUACUUCACCCCCAAGGGGGACGACCCGUGCCUGAGCUGCACCUGCCAUGGAGGAGAGCCUGAGAUGUGUGUGGCCGCCCUCUGUGAGCGGCCCCAGGGCUGCCAGCAGUACCGCAAGGACCCCAAAGAGUGCUGCAAGUUCAUGUGUCUGGACCCAGAUGGCAACAGCCUGUUCGACUCCAUGGCCAGCGGCAUGCGUCUGGUGGUCAGCUGCAUCUCCUCCUUCCUCAUCUUGUCGCUGCUGCUCUUCAUGGUCCACCGGCUGCGCCAGAGGCGCCGGGAGCGCAUCGAGUCCCUGAUUGGAGCCAACUUGCACCACUUCAACCUCGGCCGCAGGAUCCCCGGCUUUGAUUACGGCCCAGACGGGUUCGGCACAGGCCUCACCCCGCUGCAUCUUUCUGACGACGGAGAAGGCGGGACCUUCCACUUCCACGACCCUCCGCCUCCCUACACAGCUUACAAGUACCCAGACAUCGACCAGCCCGACGACCCCCCGCCGCCCUACGAGGCCUCCAUCGACCCGGAUGGCAUGUUCUAUGACCCCGCAGACGACGAUGCUUUCGAGCCCCCGGAGACCAGCCUGCCAACCCCAGGGGAUGGUGGCAGUGAAGCUUCGUUGUCCCGGUGCCUGGAACAGCCUCUGCGCACUUCGGGGGCCUCUCUGGCAGACCUGGAAGACUCCGCCGACAGCAGCAGUGCCCUGCUCGUGCCCCCCGACCCUGCCCAGAGUGGGAGUGCCCCGGCUGCAGAGGCACUGCCAGGGGCCGGCCGCCACAGCCGCAGCUCCCUCAACACCAUGGUGUAGACGGCCCGGCCCGUGUCCAGCGGGCUGUGAGCACCCGUCUGCUGUCAAAACACCAGUCCCUGUGGGAAACUUGAAGGACCCAGCCUCAGCCUGGACCCCCGCACUGCAGCAC